Molecule: messenger RNA, 2029 nt
Organism: Pimephales promelas (fathead minnow)
Lineage: Eukaryota; Metazoa; Chordata; Actinopteri; Cypriniformes; Leuciscidae
Source: RefSeq, a predicted model, not a curated record
GCCAAUCUGGGAAAAUUAUUAUCUGUGAAUUGAAAUAAUAGGCUGGCAGCUGUAAAUGACCACACAUCACACUUCACUGGCACCGGAGUCCUGCCACUCCCUCAUUCACCUGCAGCUCUUCACCAGGUUUUCAAGUUUCCAAUGUCUCAAGGAUACCGAGGUUCCAGACUUUCCCAAAAUAAAUAUAGGGCCUUUUCACAAUGAGAAUCCAAUGCCCUGUACCUGCCAAAAGACCGAUCUUGCAAACCGGUUUGUGCCAAUUGAUGAACUGGAUGACAUGCAGAAACGGCGGGCAGAAGAGUUCAGACAACACCAGAUAAGGACAGGGAAAGAAAACGAUGUUCUUAUUCUCGCCCCUGCCAACACCCCACUCCAGUAUCCAAUCAGAGGAUUCAGAGUGUCCCCCAUGAAGAAAACACUCAUUCCUGGUCUAGCGCUUCAAACACAAAGCAGAGCGGUUUACAAGGUGUCUCUAAGGGUGCAGAAAGGGCUGCUCUCAGUGGAUGUUCAGGAGGGUGAGCAGGUGAAUGGACUGAAUGAGAAACAUCUGAGCAUCUCAUCCAGCAACCUUCAACAACUCAAUGAUCUUCUGAGCAGAGUGACCUACACCAGCACCAUCUACCACAUCAAGACCCAAGACCUCGCAUACUUCUCUUUUGAGAACCAUGAAGUCAUAUUCCCGAUUGAGAUCAGACGUCUGUCUGUUCCUGUUCUGUUUGACGUGGGAAAAGACAUAAACUCCCAGGUGACUGUACUAGUUAAAACUUUUUUGAGAUAUAAAGAACUAAAUGUCCUCAUCGAUAGUGUUCGUCGGCUCUACCCAAAAAUAAAGAUCAUUAUUGCUGAUGACAGUCUAAAACCAGAGAAGGUGGUCGGUGAGAAUAUAGAACACUAUGUAAUGCCCCCUGCACAGGGCUGGUUUGCAGGCAGAAAUCUGGCAGUGUCACAGGUCACCACUAAGUACUUCCUGUGGGUGGAUGAUGACUUUUUGUUCCUUAAUGAGACGCGUAUUGAAAGCUUUGUAAGCAUUAUGGAAGCCGUUCCUGAACUAGAUGUGGUUGGUGGUGAGGUACAAGGAAAUCAGUUCUUGUUUAAGCUGGAAUAUGAGGAAGGGAGUAGCGAUGAAGGCGGCUGUAUAUCGCGGGUCAGUCGUACCCACGCGCCUCUGCCAGGUUUUGACGGCUGCUUCUUCGUGGAUGUAGUUGUCAACUACUUCUUGGGCCGGACGGAUGCUGUGCGACGGGUCGGCUUUGACCCGUUCUACAAAAGAGUGGCUCACGGUGAAUUCUUUGUUGACGGACUUGGAGAUUUAUUAGUUGUCACCUGCAAAGGUCUCAGAAUUGGUCACCAAAAAUAUGGUCGCACAGACAAGUAUGGUUCCUACAGGCAUCCUCCCAAAAGUGAUUCACAGACAAAAAUAAGUCACAAUUUUUUCAAGAACCAUCUAAAAUGCAUAAAAUACUAAGGGACACUUCAGGUGAAAUAUGAUUUUCCUUACACAUUAUUAAUCUUUGAUUAAUUAGAUUUUUUUUUCUCUCUCUUUCAAUCAAACUUAUUGACAAAUCUGUUCAGACUAUUUUGGUCACACUUUAAAAUAAGGUUCCAUUAGUUAAUAUUAGUUAAUGCAUUUACUAACAUUAAAUAACACUGAGCAAUAUUUGUUUCAGUAUUUAAUAAUCUUAAUCUUAACGUUAGUAAGUAAAAAUACAACUGUUCAUUGUUAGUUCAUUGUUAGUUCAGGUCCAUUAAAACAUACAACUUCUGAUUUUAAUAUAAUCUCAGAAAAAUAAAUGCUUUAGAAGUAUUUUUCAUUGUUAGUUCAUGUUAACAAAUGGAACCUUAUUUUAUGUUUUAUAUAGUAUAAUAAUAGCAAAGUAACACAAAAUAAAAAUGAUGUAGUGAAUUGUGAUCAAAACAUGUUCAACUAAACUUAACUUAAAUCUAAACUUGUUCUUUGUGUAGAUUCCGGCUCUGAUUCUGAACAUUCUCUCGACUCCAUGCAUGCUGGGAUGUUUUUUAAACACUAAGG